Messenger RNA from Sugiyamaella lignohabitans, 642 nucleotides. RefSeq names its product peptidase family M20 protein. The transcript has a single exon. Bases 1 to 642 code for a protein of 213 amino acids. Lineage: Eukaryota; Fungi; Ascomycota; Dipodascomycetes; Dipodascales; Trichomonascaceae. Gene Ontology annotation, molecular function: hydrolase activity. The record is from RefSeq and is a predicted model, not a curated record.
AUGAUGUUUAACUCGAUCACCUACGCUGUAGCUUUGGCCAGUGUCUUUUCCAAUGUUGUGGCUGAGAAACAAAGCACUUUUUCGGCUUCGACAUUAAAAGUAAACCAAGAGCUUUUGGACCUACAUCGAGAUCUCAUUCAAUUGAAAUCAGUAAGUGGUUAUGAGAUUGAUGCGGCAGUAUAUCUUCAAAACUAUCUUGAAUCAAACAAUUUUACUGUGGAACUUGAAACUGUCUAUGGCGACUCGAAUCGCAAAAACGUUUAUGCUUAUUAUGGCAAGGAGAGAAACACCAAAGCUUUACUGACAUCACACAUCGACACUGUUCCUCCUUACUUCAAUUAUAGCGUGGUUGACAAUCGCAUUUAUGGAAGAGGUAGCGUUGAUGCUAAAAGUUGUGUCUCAUCACAAAUUGUUGCUUUGAGUCAACUUUUCAAAGAUGGCGAAGUUGAGGAGGGUGAUGUCGCCCUUCUCUUCGUUGUCGAUGAAGAAGUCCAAGGCAGAGGAAUGGUAUAUGCAAGUGACAACUUAGGCGUUGAUAGUUGGGAACAUGUCAUCUUUGGAGAGCCAACUGAGAACCGUCUUGGAGUCGGCCACAAGGGUAUGGCAUCUGCUCAAUUGAAAGCUCAUGGAAAGGCUGCGUAA